Xyrauchen texanus (razorback sucker) is the source of this 5815-nucleotide messenger RNA. Its product is annotated as conserved oligomeric Golgi complex subunit 3-like. The record is from RefSeq and is a predicted model, not a curated record. Lineage: Eukaryota; Metazoa; Chordata; Actinopteri; Cypriniformes; Catostomidae. Gene Ontology annotation, biological process: intra-Golgi vesicle-mediated transport; intracellular protein transport; Golgi organization. Gene Ontology annotation, cellular component: membrane; COG complex; cis-Golgi network.
CGCUGAUUGGUUACCUCCGUCUUGACUCCGCCCAACCAGGAAGAAGCGUCCGUUCUGAUGACGUCGAGUGUUGUUGGUCAUGAUGGCGUCUUUCACAGAUCUGCCUCACUCAGAUCACCCUGAGAAGGAAACUAGAGAGAAACUGUCUCACUGGGACCAGCGAGCUGAUCCAAUGGCGCCGUUAACCGACAGACAGACGGACUCGAUUCUUGAGAUGCGCGGCGCCGCUGAGGUGACUCCGAUUCCAGCUGAACUCCCUAUUGAAGACAUCUGCAGUCUGACGUCUCGUUCCCUGCGCUCCUCUUUCACUACAACUCUGCCAGCGUCCACAGAGGGGGUUCUUCUGCAGGGAUUUCAAAUGCUGGAUUUGGAGAACGAAAGAAUAGAGACGGCUCAACAGUUCUUUUCCUGGUUCUCAAAGCUCCAGACUCAGAUGGAUCAAGAUGAAGUUGUGAAAUACAGGAAGUCUCGAGAUGUGCUGAACCGCUAUCGGGAGCAGUGUGACGCCAUUCUGACUGAUGUCAACACGGCUCUGCAGCACUUGGACUCUCUACAGAAACAAUAUCUCUUUGUAUCCACGAAAACAGGAACGCUCCACGAAGCCUGCGAACAGCUGCUGAAGGAGCAGUCGGAGCUGGUGGAUCUAGCUGAGAGCAUUCAAGAGAAACUUUCAUAUUUUAACGAACUAGAAAACAUAAAUACGAAACUGAACUCGCCAACAUUAUCAGUGAACAGCGAGGGAUUUAUACCAGUGCUCUCCAGACUAGAUGAAUGCAUAGAAUACGUUUCAUCACAUCCCAAUUUCAAAGACUACCCCAUCUGUCUCACCAAAUUCAAGCAGUGUCUGUCCAAAGUGAUGCAUCUAAUCAAGAUUCACACUGUGAACACGAUGCAGACGCUCACCGGACAGCUCACUAAACGAGACCCGAUGGGUGUCCCGAACGCAGAUAACGCUUUCACGCUGUACUAUGUGAAGUUCAGAGCAGCAGCACCUAAAGUUCGACGGCUGAUUGAGCAAGUUGAACAGCGAUCUGAAAAGAUUCCUGAGUAUCAGCAGUUGUUGGAUGAGAUUCACCAGUGUUAUCUGGACCAGAGAGAAGUUCUGCUCAGUCCCAGUAUAAACUCCACCAUCACAGAUCUCACCAGCCAGAACAACAAGGAUCACUGCGCAUUGGUGCGCAGUGGCUGUUCGUUCAUGGUCCAUGUUUGUCAAGAUGAGCAUCAGCUGUUCAGUGAGUUCUUCUCCAAACCCACAUCUAAACUGGACGAGCUCCUGGAGAAACUGUGUUUGUCACUGUACGACGUUCUGAGACCACUGAUCAUCCAUGUCGUUCAUCUGGAGACGCUCUCUGAACUCUGUGGAAUCCUGAAGAACGAGAUGCUGGAAGAUCACGUUCAAAACAACGCGCUGCAGCUGGCUGCGUUUGAUGCAGCUGUGAAGCAGAUGUUGGAGGAUGUUCAGGAGCGAUUGGUGUACCGAACACACAUAUACAUCCAGACUGACAUCACUGGAUACAACCCUGCACCGGGAGACCUUGCCUACCCCGACAAACUGGUGAUGAUGGAGAAAAUCGCUCAGAGUCUGAAAGAGGAGCAGAUGAAGUUGACGUCCAACAGCUCUUUCUCUGACGUGCAGCUGGAAGAAUCGGACAAUAAAAAAAUCAGCCCAGAUCCUCGAUUACAGAGCAGCGUUUCUCCAGCGGAUCUGCACGGCAUGUGGUACCCAACUGUCAGACGCACGCUAGUGUGCUUGUCCAAACUCUACCGCUGUAUAGACAGGGCAGUGUUUCAGGGUCUGUCACAAGAAGCGCUCUCUGCCUGCAUCCUGUCACUUCUCAAAGCCUCAGAUGUCAUUCAAAAGAACAAGACUCCGAUCGACACGCAGCUCUUCCUCAUCAAACAUCUGCUCAUCAUGAGGGAACAGAUCGCGCCGUUUCACGCCGACUUCGCCAUUAAAGAGAUUUUUCUGGAUUUGAAGAAGACCAGAGACGCCGCGUUAAAAAUGUUCAACCCGAUGGCUGUGCCCAAAUUCUUCCGGCUGAACAGUCACAAUGCAAUCCUGGAGUUUUUACUAGAGGGCACACCUGAGAUAAAAGAGCACUACAUCGACUCAAAGAAGGACGUGGAUCGGUAUCUAAAGUCCAGCUGUGAGGAGUUCAUACAUCAGCAGACCAACAUGUUUGUGGGCAAUCUGGAAGAAUUCCUCACCAAGGUAGGAGCUCUAAAAACAAUGGCUGUUCAAGGAGGACCGACAUACAGUCUCUCUCAGCAGCCGUGGGCACAGCCGGCCAAAAUAAAUGACCUUGUGAUGGCUACAUAUCGAAUAAUGAAAAACAAGCUCCCCGGUACGUUACAAAGCAUGUCUUUAUAUCUGGCCAAUAAAGACACGGAGUUCAUUCUAUUCAAGCCGGUCAGGAACAAUAUUCAGCAGGUGUUCCAGCGACUGCACGCGUUACUGCAGGAAGAGUACAGCGGAGAGGAUCUGCAGAUCAUUGCAUGCCCAUCCAUGGAGCAGAUAAAUCUGCUGCUCUCGAUGAAGUGAAGUGCGCUGGACACUCAUCCUCUGACCACGGCAACACUGAGAGAGGAGACCAGAACCCUUCGUGAGGGUCUCGUCCUGAACGGUCCAGACAGGUUUCGGAGAUAAACAAGUCUUUGAGGUUUUUCCGCCAGAGACCGUGUGCUCCCCAUUCCAAGCCUGAACGCUCUUUAAAGGCGGCUCUGUUGCUGUUGCUUGAUGGUCACACUUUUAUUUUGCAGAGACGAAUAUUGUCCACUUGGUGGCGCUGUGGUUCAGAGAAUAAAUAUAGACAUGAAUAGAGAGGAAGUGCAUUUAUUGGUGAAGGAAACUAGAUGUGCAUAAAACAUAUUUAUUACAAAUAAGCAUUACAUUUUGUUAUUAUUGUCUCACCCUCAAGUUGUUCCAAACCCAUAUUCUGUUUUUCAUUCUGUGGAACCUUACAGGAGAAUUGAGGAAUAUUCAGGCAGCUCUUUUCCAUACAAGUGUUCAUAGUGACUACGACUGUCCAUAUGUGCUGUUUUCCCAAAUGUAAGUGUUUAUUCACUGAAAAUCUGCCAAAUCUUAUUUGAGUCCACAGCAGAUGCAAAAGUCAUGGCAAACGCGAUUGGUUCUUGUGUGUCACGUGACCGAGCAACAACUUAAAGUCAUACUGACUACUUUUAUGGGUUUUGGUGAGAGUAAUAAGUACUAUUUCAUAUAUAGUUCACUUCCUUUUUGCCAUGAAUGACAUGUUUUGUGCUGUUUGGUGUGAAUGUGAUGUAAAUCAUGUACUGAUCUGAACUAAAGAGCUGAAGGUUUAUUUACUCCUAAACUUCUGGACCUUCACAAGUUGGAAAUAAGAUUCGGUGCAGUCGUAAGGUAUUAAACAUUGAUUAAAAUCUUUCCAAAAGCUUUUCUAGAAAUGAGCUCUUUUGAUUUCUAUCUGGUUAUUUUUUUGAAUGGUGCUUUUAGGGCCGAUAUAAAUCGUAAUUUUCUCCGGCGUUAUUGGAAUGGCAUUUCCUCUAUCUUCAACAGCAGCUCAUCUGUCUGACCUUCAGCCUCAGCGCUAAAGAGCGACUUCAGAAAUAACUUAAGAACGCUGUUCCGGAUGCCUUGGGUUCUGCCAUUUCAUCGCAAUAAAAUAGCCGAUGAUGACUUGUGUGAGUAAUAAUUCAGUUUGGAGAGCAAAUGGCUUAUAAACCAUGAAUAUUCUGUUUUCACUCGUUUCAUCAGCAUGUGUUUGUGCUCGUGUGAAUUCACUCCAGAAUAUUUUCAACUAAAUUGACGUUCAACUCAAGAAUCAAGAUUAUUAUUGUUCAUAUGAUCUGUCUCUCUAUCUGUUUGUCUGUCUAUCUUUAUAUCUGUCUUUCUAUCUGUUUAUCCUUCUGUCUGUCUGUCUUUAUCUGUCUGUUUAUUUGUUGGUCUGUCUAUUUGUUUAACUGUUUAUCUAUCUACCUGUCUGUCUACCAUCACCGUCUCUCUGUUAUCUAUCUCUAUGUAUGUCUGUCUGUCUCUGUUUGUUUCUCUGUCUAUCUGUCUGUCUAUCCAUCUUUAUAUCUGUCUGUCUAUCCCUCUGUCUUUCUAUUUGUCGAUCUGUCUAUCUCUCUGUCUGUCUGUCUAUCCCUCUAUCUGUCUAUCCAUCUGUCUGUCUAUCCAUCUGUCUAUCUAUCUGUUUAUCUGUCUAUUUGUCUAUCUGUUUGUCUAUCCCUCUAUCUGUCUAUCCCUCUGUCUGUCUAUCCAUCUGUCUAUCUAUCUGUUUAUCUGUCUAUUUGUCUAUCUGUUUGUCUAUCCCUCUAUCUGUCUAUCCAUCUGUCUGUCUAUCCAUCUGUCUAUCUAUCUGUUUAUCUGUCUAUUUGUCUAUCUGUUUGUCUAUCCCUCUAUCUGUCUAUCCCUCUGUCUCUCUGUCUAUCCAUCUGUCUGUCUAUUUGUCUGUCUGUAUGUAUGUCUCUGUCUGUUUAUCUAUCUAUUUAUCUGUCUGUCUGUCUAUUUAUCUGUCUGUCUGUCUGUUGGCCUGUCUAUUUGUUUAUCUGUCUGCCCAUCAUCAUUCAUUUUCUGUCCAUCAAUUUAUCUAUCUAUAUGUCUGUCUGUCAUCACUAUAUGUAUGUCUGUCUGUCUGUCUAUCCAUCUUUAUGUCUGCUUGUCUGUGCCUAUAUCUGUCUAUCUGUCCAUCCGUCUGUCUUGCUAUCUGUCUGUCUGUUAGUCCAUCUGUUUAUCUGUCUGUCUGUCUGUCUGUUGGCCUGUCUAUCUGUUUUUCUGUCUGUCUAUCAUCAUUAAUUUUCUGUCCAUUAAUUUACCUAUCUAUAUGUCUGUCUCUCUGUCUGUCAUCACCAUAUUUCUGUCUGUCUGUCUCUAUCUAUCUGUCAUCACUAUAUGUCUGCCUGUCUGUCUGUCUAUCUAUCUGUCUGUCUUCUAUCCAUCUUUAUAUCUGUCUCUCCCUCUAUCUGUCUUUAUGUCUGUCUGUCUGUCUCUAUCUAUCUGUCUGUCCUUAUAUCUUUAUAUUUGUCAAUCCCUCUGUCUGUCUGUCUGUCUGUCUGUCUGUCUGUCUGUCUGUCUAUCUGUUAGUCCGUCUGUUUGUCUGUCGGCCUAUCUUUCUAUUUGCCUGCCUGUCUAUAUGUUAGUCUGUCUGUCUUUCUAUCUGUCUAUCUGGUUAUUUAUCUAGUUGUCUUGCUGCCCUGCACUGGUAUUUAGAUAUAAGUGAUUAUUCUGGUUUGUGACGGUAGUGUUUGUUAACAGAGGUUGUUGUCACAUACUGUUGUGUCUCUGCUGUGUUUAAAUGCAGCAGCUGUGUUGAGUUCACUCGUUCACCUGCUUCAGGUCGCUGAUGUCGCAGCUGUCGAUGCAUCACCUGCGCUCUGCGGUCUGCUGUUGCAUUGCAUUAGGCCGAUCCUCGGGCACAUCUGAAGCUGAUAGCACCUGUGAUCUGUGAAGUGGACAGCCUUAAAAUCAGUCUGUAUUUUCAUGCAUGGAGGAGAAACAACUGCAAAUCCACAUCGAGUGCUGCAGAUUGAUUUACUGACUUAAAGUAUUUAAUUACAUUUUUCCUUAACGUGGCAUUAGCUCCAGUGUUAACAAAAUAGUGUCGCUUUUUCUGUAACAAGCUUUAAUAACCAGCGGUGUAGCACAACAGCAGUUUAUUAGAUGAGUUUGUUCAAGGUUUACUCGGUCCAGUCUGAAGAAAGUAUUCAUUCAAUCAGAUACACUGUGACGUAUCAAAAGUUUGGAAUCAUUAUGAAAUGAUUGAAAUAAAAUGAUUGUUUUAUUCACCAAGGAUGCUUUAAAUUGAUCAAGCAUUAAAGAUGAAUAUGUAAAUGUUAA